This is a messenger RNA of Diatraea saccharalis (sugarcane borer), 537 nucleotides long. NCBI's taxonomy places the organism in Eukaryota, Metazoa, Arthropoda, Insecta, Lepidoptera, Crambidae. The record is from the annotation of a GenBank genome assembly.
AUGUACACGACGUGUGUGAUCUGGCUCGCGUUCGUGCCGCUGUACUUCGGCACGGCGAGCCACGUGCCGCUGCGCGUCACCAGCAUGGCGGUCACCAUCUCGCUCAGCGCCAGCGUCACUCUCGUCUGCCUCUUCUCGCCCAAGCUCUACAUUAUCCUGAUCCGGCCAGAGAGAAAUGUACGGCAAAGUAUCAUGCCCGUGCGUUACAGCCGUAAGCCGCCGCACCAGCACUCAUUGCUGCCAAUACAGAAUAAAAAAACACCAUGCGCUGACAAAGAAACCCAAACUGAAGCGGCUGACUUUAAAAAACUUAGCAACGGACAAACCGUGCCAGGACUUCAGGAUACCAAAGAAACAACUGAAGAACCAAAUAUGAAAGAAGAUAAUGAACCCAUCCAAUGUAAUAACAUCACAGCCAUCAGUAACAAUUCGAGCGACAGAAUCAAACAAGCCAACAUUGAAAACGUCAAAAUUAAUAAUCCUAAUGAUAAAAUAAUUAAUGUCAACAUAACAAAUGAUAAAGCUGAUACAUUAUAG